Molecule: messenger RNA, 5166 nt
Organism: Lates calcarifer (barramundi perch)
Lineage: Eukaryota; Metazoa; Chordata; Actinopteri; Centropomidae
Gene: fam91a1
Product: family with sequence similarity 91 member A1
Biological process (GO): intracellular protein transport
Cellular component (GO): cytoplasmic vesicle; trans-Golgi network
Source: RefSeq, a predicted model, not a curated record
UCACGCCUCGGCAGGAAGUGACGACUGUGGCCACGAGCGUGACGAACGGCUUGUUCGAAAAUACAACAAGGAAGUGACCGUUUUAUUGUGAAGGAAAAUAACCACCGGAGCAAACAUCUCCUCGAAAUCGUGGGGUCGCCUCGCUCGGUUGUUGGGUGUCGGGGGUGGGCAAAGUCACCGUGGACUUGCCCGAGAGCCCGUUCGCGAUCGUCUCGAGGGAUUCUGCUUGUAGCCAGCUAGCUAGCUAGCGAUGAACACGGACGUGGAAUUUCACAUCAGGCAGAAUUACCCGUGGAACAAGCUCCCUGCUAACGUCAAACAGAGUUUGGGGAACUCUCAGCGUGAGUAUGACAAGCAUGUGCUCCUGUACAGCAUCCGCAACCAGCUGCGAUUCCGCAAUAACCUAGUGCGCCACGUGAGGAAGGAUGAGCGCAAGUAUUACGAGGAGCUCCUGAAGUACAGCCGGGACCACCUGAUGCUGUACCCCUACCACCUGUCUGACAUCAUGGUCAAAGGGCUGCGAGUCACUCCGUUCUCAUAUUACAUAGGAAUCAUGGAGGAUAUUAUGAACAGUGAGAAGAGUUACGACUCCUUGCCCAACUUCACUGCUGCUGACUGUCUGCGGCUGCUCGGCAUCGGGAGAAACCAGUACAUUGACCUAAUGAACCAGUGCAGGUCCUCCAAAAAAUUCUUCCGCAGGAAAUCGGCGCGGGACCUCCUACCAGCCAAACCAGUGGAGAUCUCUGUGGAGCCGUGGUGGGUCGCACAGACAGGCUACAUCACUGAGGACGAUAUCAGGAUCUGCUCUCCAGCUGAGAAAAAAGCCAUCGACAAGAUGAUAGAUUCUGGUCCUCAGCUGGCUGGAUCAAUGGAGUACAAUGUGGUGUUAAGCUUGUACAACCGGGGGUUCAUCUACUUGGAUGUUCCCAUAUCUGACGACAGCUGCAUCUCAGUGCCCCCGCUGGAAGGCUUUGUCAUGAACCGCGUCCAGGGCGAUUACUUCGAAACGCUUCUCUACAAAAUCUUUGUGUCUAUUGAUGAGCAGACAAAUGUAGCGGAGCUGGCGAGCGUGCUGGAAAUUGAUCUGGACUUAGUUAAGAAUGCCGUCUCCAUGUACUGUCGACUCGGCUUCGCUGUAAAGAAAGGUCAGGUGUUCAGCUCGGAACAGCUCCACCCCACCUGGAAGAACGCCCCAUCUGUCAACAGGCUCAAGAGCACCAUGGACCCUCAGAAAAUGCUGCUGUCCUGGGAGCAGGGCAGUCCUGUCAUGGAGGGAGGUUCCUCUGCCACUGACACCGACACCACCAGUCUGGAAGACCAAGCAGACACAGCCAGCGUUAGCAGCCUGAGCAUCCCGGCAGCACCUACCAAGAGGAUCGCCUUCCUCUUUGACUCCACCCUUACAGCCUUCCUCAUGAUGGGCAACCUGUCUCCGAACCUUAAGAGUCAUGCAGUGACCAUGUUUGAGGUGGGUAAGCUGUCUGAUGAGACUCUGGACAGCUUCCUUGCUGAGCUGGAGAAGGUGGAGAGCACCGCAGAGGGCGAAGCCCAGCGUUACUUUGACCACGCUCUGACCCUGAAAAACACCAUCCUCUUCCUGCGCUACAACAAAGAACUCACUCAGGACCAGGGACCUGAUAUCCCUAAUAUAGGUUUCCCCUUGGACAUGUUGCGUUGUGAGAGCCUGCUGGGUCUGGACCAGGCCACUUGCAGCCGCGUCCUUAACAAGAACUACAAGCUGCUGGUGUCGAUGGCGCCGCUCAGCAACGAGAUCAGACCCAUCAGCAGCUGCACGCCUCAGCACAUUGGCCCGGCCAUCCCUGAGGUGAGCUCCAUCUGGUUCAAGCUGUACCUGUACCACGUGACCGGUCAAGGCCCACCGUCUCUGCUGCUCUCCAAAGGCUCCAGGCUCCGUAAACUCCCAGACAUAUUCCAGGUUUAUGACAGGUUGUUGAUCACCUCCUGGGGUCACGACCCCGGAGUCGUCCCUACGUCUAACGUGCUGACCAUGCUCAAUGACGCCCUCACACACUCUGCUGUUCUUAUCCAGGGUCACGGUAUGCAUGGCCAUGGAGAAACGGUCCACAUCCCAUUCCCCUUCGAUGAGGAGGAUCUGAAGGGAGAGUUCUCCUACUCCAACAUGUGUGUACACAAAGCGCUGCAGAAGCUGAAGGAACACGUGGACCUGGAGCACCAGUGCGGCUACGUCACCAUGCUCAACUCCAACAACAGGCACCGUCGCAGGCCCAGCGACAGCGCCGAGUGCAGAGGAGACACUCAUCUAGGCGGAGGCCUGGACACAAAUGGCAGCACUGAGUCCUUUGAGCUCGUGACAGAGGAGAACAACGGGGAAAGCAAAGGAAAGACAGACACCCUUUCGUCUGAAGACGAGUGGGUCCCUCUUGAACUGUGCUUCGGCAUGCCUCUCUUCAGCUCCGAGCUCAACCGCAAAGUCUGUCGAAAGAUCGCCUCGCACAAACUCUGCAGCAACGAAAGCCUUCAAGAACUACUUCACUCGAGCCGGAAGCUAUCGCUGAAGGUGUUGAGCUUUGUUCAGUCAUUCCAGGACGGCAGCCAGCCCUCCGACCUGGACAGCGGCGUGUCGAACCCUCUCAGUCAGCCCCCGGCGGAGUCCGGUGUCCCCCUGCCCGCCCUCAACCUCCUCUUCAAGGACGGACAGCUGAGGGAGUGGAGCGGGCGGGCCCCUCCUCCUCUGGACAUCUCAGCCCUGCAGAAGGACCAACCCACAUAAACCUACCCCCACCCUCAACCCCCCCACCCUCAACACCUCACCCCAGAAUUUCCAGAUUUGGUCAUGUGGGGAAAAAAAACAAACAAAAAAAACGACAUCUCCUUGAACAGGGCUGCCCUCUCUUGCAGCAUCAGCGUCUCACUGAGGAAAUUCUUACUCGAGGUCAAACCCUGCGUCUUCAUAUCCGAUCACAAGGAAAACUCUCAGUCAUGAACUUUGCCCUUUUGUCCACCAGUUUCCAGUCAUAGGAAAGUUAGCCUUGCCAGCACUACCUACUGUAUGAGGAAUCAUCCUUGCCAAAACUAGUUUGAACCCUCCCUCCCCUUCCUUCUCCUCCUCCCUCGCUGUUCCUCCUUUGUGAUUCCUCGUAUUUGUAGCAAGGCAGUGUUAUCUGUUGGAGUGGUGCUAUUAUCACAGUAUAUAACAGUUAUGCAGGUAAACCGCAUAUAACCUGGAAGACCAUUUAACUGGAAACACAAGCGCUGUUUUCCACCAACAACACUCCCUCUCUCCCUCCUCCUCCUCCUCCUUUUCCCACCCUUCAAUCGACGGAUGUUUUGUGAUCCUUUGAGAGCGGAGUGUAAAGUGGUUAAAUAUUGCAUAGAUGUUCUAAAAUACAACCCACAAAAUAAGCGAUCAAGUGUUGAACAGACUUCUUCAGGAAUCAUUUGACAAUAUGCAUAUAUUCUAGGACCAAGUCUUUGGACUUGCCAGACAAAAUGGAGCGAGUCCAAAUACCGACUCCCCCUCUCUUCCUCCUCGCUGCCUCCCUGUGUCGUCUCAUGUUAAGUGAUCUGAUGCAUGAUACUGUUGCACAACUUGUACCAUUUAAAAAAAAAAACUUUCCUCUUUACUUGUAAUCAAUAUUGGGCAUUUUUUUUAUUUGCACUGGGCAGGAUUUCUCAAAACCUGUAGAUGAAGUAAUUUCAUUUAAUUUUUUUCCCCCCUGUAGUGCGUACAUGAUUUUAGAACUCAAGUUUAACACGAGGAAGUGGGAUUAAUGAAGUCUAUCUCAUCUUUCCUCUUGGAAAGUCAGAUAUGUUAAAAAGUCACUGCGCAUCAGAGAAACUGCUGUUUUUUAAUCCUUUGUUAUCAUUCUUUCUCAGUGCAAGAGAACACCAAAGACCUUUUUUUCCCCCCAGUCCUUCCUUUUUAUUUUGUUGCCUUAUUACUGCCAGCCAAUCAGAAACUACCAGGUCUUGGAUCAAAUCAGCUGAUUUGAUUUGCUUAUGUUUAGUUUUUGCCUUUUUUUAGAUUUUACAUUUUUUUUCAAACGAUUAAUGUGCAUCUGAUUAGUGUAUAUAACCAAAAAAAUCAACAACCUUGGGUCACAACCUACCAACCAUCACCCCUGUGCAAGAAUUCAACACUCUUUACUGAGUGUACCUAAUUGCAUAGGAUGGGAACAGUUGGGUCUGUGUCUUUGACCCAGGCCUGUUUGCCACUGUUCCCUGCCAGUAUCUCUCCCUGGAAGAACUCCAGUUUGUGUGCAGUGCAGCGCAGUGCACUCUUGGCCAGCCCACCACACUCUCUGGGGGAUUCUGUUUACACCAUGUUUUGAAAAAUGGGGUUUGUAGUCUAGAGAGAGUGAAGGCAACUUCGCUGUGAAGGCUGUCACAGACCCAGGGGAUGGAAAUGCUAAUGCUUUGCCCAGCUUCUCAGAGAAGUGAUGGCCCAAAAAGUGUCUCAAGUCUGUCAUGAAUUUUCAGAGUGGCUCCAAGAAUAUAGAGUACUUUAUAUUGCAUUUAGAAUGGUAACCCAUUUUGUUGAGUUUUUUCUUUCUUUUUUGAGGGAAUCAGCCUUCUGCAGUUUUUGACCCACUUGUGGUUGUUGUUUCUAAAAAUGUGACGCUGAAGUAAAAAAAAAAGAAAAAAAAAGAAAAAAGACUUAACAUGAGGUCCUGUUGAAGCAUGAUGACUGUGUAGAAACUGUUGUGUGUAUGUUGUGUAUGCGUGCGUAUCGUACACCUCAUUCUUGGUGUGUUUUCAUACAUGCCUACCUUUCACAAUAAGAGCCCCCCCACCCCCCGUUCCUGCCUGUCUUUUAUCUGGUUGCAGUUAUUCGGUCAUCCCAGAUUUCCCCCCACCCACCCCCAUCCUCUCCCAGGUAUACACCCACCACAGUGUUUAAAAAAUGCUAGUUUUAUAUGUCAGCCUAUAUUUUAGGAAAUCUUUGUUGUAGCUUGUUUAAUAGGACUGUGAAUAUCAUUGACCGAGUAAAUGAUGAUGCUCUUGUAAUUAAAUGGGUUAAAAAAAAAGAAGAAAGUGACAUUCCUUUAACAUGCCCUCCUCUUCCAUUCCUGCUCCAUCUCCCCUCUGCUCCAGAUACAUGUUAUUACUACAAAUAAAUAUGUAAAAAGUAUAUGAAAAUAUAAAUAAAUAUGUAAUAAGAACAAACCUUUUCCUCCCUGAAAA